Molecule: messenger RNA, 5096 nt
Organism: Mercenaria mercenaria
Lineage: Eukaryota; Metazoa; Mollusca; Bivalvia; Venerida; Veneridae
Product: tRNA pseudouridine synthase Pus10-like
Exons: 17
Coding region: 89-1918 (609 amino acids)
Biological process (GO): tRNA pseudouridine synthesis
Molecular function (GO): RNA binding; pseudouridine synthase activity
Source: RefSeq, a predicted model, not a curated record
GAAAUUUGCUCCAACACCGGAUCGGCAAGGGAAAUAACUCUAAUUUGACUUCUAAAAUUUGCGCUACUGUUAUUAAAAUCAUUCUGGAAUGGCAUUGUCACUGUUUACAUCUGAUGUUGCUUUGCUGAAGAACAUUGCUACAGAAUUGUCAGCAUGUGGUUGUUGUGCACGAUGUACCCUGCGAUACCUAGGACUGAAAGACAUGUAUUUCUACAAGGGAAACCUACAGGAAAUGGAAGAAAUGGUCAAAGAAUAUAAACAUGGUACAGUAAAGGAAGAUGGCAAAAUUUCCCCUGUGCCUGUCAAUGCAGAAAUAAAUGGUAGUAAAGUUGAAGGAGAUAAUACAGAGAACUCUGGUGAUUUUGAUGGUGUUGUGAAUGAAGACAGUAAAAAUGUACAGGUUUCAGAUGCUGAAUUGGAAUCUGGUGAUAAGAAGUCUUCUGUUGAUAUAAAGGAAGUGGAAAAUAUUCUGAAAUCUGACAAUGAUUUUACACAGACUGAUGAAUGUGUGGAGGAUGUUGAUGUACAUUCUGAUCAAGGUGAAAGUGAAGCUAGUCAAAGAAGGACAUAUAUAUUACAGGGAGACAGAGAUUCAAAGACGCCACCAUGUGUAGUGUGUCUUGGAAUUCUUCAGAAUUUUUGUUCUGAAAAAUACCUCAGUAAGUUAAAGCAGCAUAUUGAAGAUGAAGGGUUUCUCUAUACUGUGUACAUGUGCUCUAUGAUGAUACCAGUCUGUAUAAUACUGAGAGAGUAUGCUCUGAUGUUACACUUGAAAGAAAAGUUUAGCUCAGUGUAUGGAAACAAGAAAUAUACAGAUGUGGCCCAGAUAAAAGAUGUAUGGAAAUGGAGAUGUGGUCCUCUGCUGACAGAGAUUCUUGGAGCUUCAUUUGAUGCCAAAAGCAAAUUUGAAAUAACAUUGACAUUCCAAUAUGAACAUUCAAACAAGGAGUGUAGCUUUUUGUUAGAUGCUGAAGACAAUGACACAUUUCGUAAACGUAAACAGGAUAGAAGGUACAAUAGAAAGAAGACAACAUUUGCUGUCUAUACGAGAGCUAAUGUAGCCAAAGCUGCUGAGCAAAUGCCUGAAGAGGAAUUUAGAAGGAGUUAUCAGUGUCCCCCAUCAGAACCAAGAUCAUAUACAAAGUGUGAUGUCAAGUGCCAAAGUGAAAAUGUAUUUGUUGCAGGUCGUUAUAACAAAUACAGUAGAACAUUGAGUCAGACACCCUGGUUGAUUGAUGGUGUAAGUAAAACAGAAUCUUCUGUAGAGGAACUACUGGAGAUGGAGAUACACAAAAACUUCAGACCUUCAGAGAUCAAGUUUUCAUCAUCGGGCAGAGAGGAUGUUGAUGUUCUAAUGCUUGGAAAUGGACGGCCAUUUGUAUUAGAGUUAGUUAACCCGAGAAGGAGGGAAUUUACACAGGAACAGAUGACAGUUAUGCAGGAGGUGCUAAAUGCAAGUACAAAAGACAUUAAAUGCAGAGAUCUACAAAUAGUUAGCAAGGAGGACACAGAUAUUUUGAAGGAAGGAGAGAUUGACAAAGUGAAGAAAUACAGUGCUCUAUGUUGGUCCAAACUUCCUGUCACAGAUGAACACCUGAACACAUUGUCAAAUAUUAAGGACUUAACCAUACUUCAGAAAACACCAAUUAGAGUGCUUCAUAGGCGUCCCUUGUCAACUCGUGCCAGGAUGAUUCAUCAGAUGAUAGCAACAAGGAGAGACGAGCAUCAUUUCCAACUUGAGAUGUCUACACAAGCUGGAACAUAUGUUAAGGAAUUUGUGCAUAGUGAUUUUGGAAGGACCAAGCCAAAUGUGUCAUCUUUGUUGUCUCAGGAAUGUGAUAUACUGGAACUUGAUGUAAACGCAGUUGAAUUGGACUGGCCGAAGAAGAUUGACACAGUCGAAGAAUGUGUGACCUAAAAAUGAUGAAAUUAAAUCAGUUUAAACAUCUGAUUAAUCCAUCAUAAAAAUAUUUGAGUAGAAGUGGCAGCAAGAAGAUGAUAUAAUGGCACAGCCUGUCAUCAACCAACAGAUAAUGUUAAAAGCACAGUCUGUCAUCAACAGAUAAUGUUAAAGCACAGUCUGUCAUCAACAGAUAAUGUUAUAGUACAGUCUAUCAUCAACAGACAAUGUUAUAGUACAGUCUUUCAUCAACAGACAAUGUUAUAGUACAGUCUAUCAUCAACAGACAAUGUUAUAGUACAGUCUUUCAUCAACAGACAAUGUUAUAGUACAGUCUAUCAUCAACAGAUAAUGUUAUAGCACAGUCUUUCAUCAACAGACAAUGUUAUAGUACAGUCUAUCAUCAACAGAUAGUGUUGUAGCACAGUUUAUCAUUAACAGAUAAUGUUAUAGUACAGUCUAUUGUAAACAGAUAACGUUAUAGCACAGUCUGUCAUCAACAGAUAAUGUUAUAGUACACUCUAUCAUCAACAGAUAGUGUUAUAGCACAGUUUAUCAUUAACAGAUAAUGUUAUAGUACAGUCUAUUGUAAACAGAUAAUGUUAUAGCACAGUCUGUCAUCAACAGAUAAUGUUAUAGUACACUCUAUCAUCAACAGAUAGUGUUAUAGCACAGUUUAUCAUCAACAGAUAACGUUAUAGCACAGUCUGUCUUCAACAGAUAAUGUUAAAGCACAGUCUGACAUCAACAGAUAAUGUUAUAGUACAGUCUAUCAUCAACAGAUAACGUUAUAGCACAGCCUGUCUUCAACAGAUAAUGUUAAAGCACAGUCUGGCAUCAACAGAUAAUGUUAUAGCACACUCUGUCUUCAACAGAUAAUGUUAAAGCACAGUCUAGCAUCAACAGAUAAUGUUAUAGCACACUCUGUCUUCAACAGAUAAUGUUAAAGCACAGUCUGGCAUCAACAGUUAAUGUUAAAGCACAGUCUGGCAUCAACAGAUAAUGUUAUAGCACAGUCUGUCUUCAACAGAUAAUGUUAAAGCACAGUCUGGCAUCAACAGAUAGUGUUAUAGCACAGUUUAUCAUCAACAGAUAAUGUUAUAGCACAGCCUGUCUUCAACAGAUAAUGUUAAAGCACAGUCUGGCAUCAACAGAUAAUGUUAUAGCACACUCUGUCUUCAACAGAUAAUGUUAAAGCACAGUCUGGCAUCAACAGAUAAUGUUAUAGUGCAGUCUAUUGUAAACAGAUAACGUUAUAGCACAGUCUGUCAUCAACAGAUAGUGUUAUAGCACAGUUUAUCAUCAACAGAUAAUGUUAUAGCACAGUCUAUCAUCAACAGAUAAUGUUAUAGUACAGUCUAUCAUUAAAAGAUAGUGUUAUAGCACAGUUUAUCAUUAACAGAUAAUGUUAUAGUACAGUCUAUUGUGAACAGAUAAUGUUAUAGCACAGUCUUCCAUCAACAGACAAUGUUAUAGUACAGUCUAUCAUAAACAGGUAGUGUUAUAGCACAGUUUAUCAUUAACAGAUAAUGUUAUAGUACAGUCUAUUGUGAACAGAUAAUGUUAUAGCACAGUCUGUCAACAACAGAUAAUGUUUUAGUACCGUCUGUCAUCAACAGAUAAUGUUAUAGUACCGUCUGUCAUCAACAGAUAGUGUUAUAGCACAGUUUAUCAUCAACAGAUAAUGUUAUAGUACAGUCUAUCAUCAACAGAUAAUGUUAGAGUACAGUCUGUUGUAAACAGAUAAUGUUAUAGCACAGUCUAUCAUCAACAGAUAAUUUACAGCAUAGUCUGUCAUCAGCAGAUAAUGUUAUAGUACAGUCUGCCAUCAUCAAGAAGUCCUGACAGUCUAUAUUACCAGAAAUGUUAGCAACUGUUGUUAAGGGCACCAGGAAACUGACUGUCAAAUCAUGUCAGCAGUUGUGAAACAGCUGCUUUUACUUUAAUCGUCUGAAGGUUUGAUACUGAGCAAUGAUAUGGCAGAAGUAGCAGUUUGAUUUAUAUAUAGGGUUGGAUACCGGUUCCUGGUAUCGGUACAAUACCGAAUAAUCACUUCGAAAAGUACCAGUAUAUACUGUUUCGUAAAAGAACCGGUUGAUAUUUUGGUAUUUCCAUAAAAGUAAAAACAAAAUUCUUACAAAAUCUGCAGCAAAAUAAAGCAGAAAUUUAAGCAAAUAUCGUAAUAACGGAAUCAACAUUGUUUACUGUAAUACCGCUCCGAGUAACCUCCCUUGAAUUAACACGGAGAGCUAACCAUGUUUAGUUAUAGUUUUGUAUGCUAAAUAUUACCUGAAAUACUUCUUUUCCCGUCGUUUUAAACAACAUAAACCAAUACUUAAUUUCAAAAUAUACGAGACUAUUUUUCUUUGUAGUAUUCUUUAAAUACCAAUGAAAAAAAAAAUGAUGUAAAUAAAAAGUUACGAGACUAAGCUGUAACCUAGGUAAACAAACAAUCGGUUUUUUGCAAACCAUCAGAAAUAUGUUAUUGUUAGAAUGUUUGUUGUUUCAAGUGUUUUGAAGGUUAUUGUUCAAUUAAAAAUGUGUUGCAAAAGUGUUACACUUUAAAAACGUUACUAGUCAACCUGGUCGGAGAUUAUCAUGAGUGAAAAUGAGUCUGACUUGUUAGAGGGGUAAUUUGAAAGCUAGUAAGUGUUCAGUUUACCAGUUCUAGACAGUGCUGAGCUUUAAAAGCAUUACUACAGUGUGUGUAUUCAUAGAUUUAAAUUGCAUAGUGAACAAGGUAUCUACUCUAGAUUUUUAUUUUGGAAAACUAGUCUGUAAGAUAUGUUUUACUUUUUACUCUUAAAUAAUCUAAUACAUCAACCCAUUAACAGACUUGAAAUGUUUAUUUAUCACAGCAAAUUUUCAUAUAUCUGCUUACAUAGGUGUAUAUAAUACUAACCAAAUCAUUGCUUAUGUAAUGUACUACAAAGCAUGGUAUGGGUAUCGGUAUCAUUAAAAAUACCGUAUCGUUUCGUUGAUAUCGGUAUCGCUUCCUCCUUAACGAUAUCCAACCCUAUUUAUAUAUGAACUUCUUUAAUUGUAUAAUGUUAGGAAGCACAGUUUUCUUUAACCUUUUAUGGACAGAAUGUCUGUCACAUGUGUUCCAUUGGAAAUAUGAAAAUCUUCUGUCUAAAAUCACAAAAGCGGCAAUAUUGAAUAGAUGAAAAUUGUUGAUUAAAGGCAGAUAAACGUC